AAACAGCUGUUAUAAUAUGCCGAAUUAGAUGUUUUUAGUUGCGCUUCGGAAAAAGAAUAAAGAUGGCUUCUUCAGAAACGGGGGGUGUAAAACCCAUGACUAUUGCCGGGCGCAUGGUGCGCGAACGUGAACGUUUGAUUGGCAUGUCAAAUGAGGAACGAGCAUGGCGCAAGCAAUGGUUGAAAGAUUUGGAGUUACACCACGGGGCUCGUACAGUGCCCGAGUUGGAAAGGGAAUUACGGAACCCAAUCAAACGUUUCUAUCGUUUCCCUCUUGACAAAAUGGGAGAGGCGCUAACUCCAGUUUUAGGCCCACAGCGGGCAUAUACCAUCCGCUUUUGGACCGGAAAAUUUGCAAUGGCUAUUGCAGCAAUUUACGCUGGUGCCUAUUAUUUCAAAUACAAUCCAAACGAUUGGACGCGCAAAGGAGGCUGGCGUGUAAUAACUUCACGUCCUGCUUGCAAUCCUGGUGACGAGGGUUAUCCAAAACUGUCUGAACGUACACAACCCUCAGACUAUGCAGCGCGUGGUUUCAAGCAGUCUCCAAUAUAAUAAUUGCUAAGUAAAUUAUGAAAGAAUGGAUGUGAACAAUUUCAAAACCUUAAAUAUUAAAACUUCAUACGGUGCUCCAAGGAUUAAAUAAAAAAUAAAAUAAAAAUACAAAACUAAAAAGUAUCACGACUAUUGCGAAAUAAUACAAACCUUUGUCAAGUCGACAAUUUCGUCAACAUCGAUUUUACUUUGCGAGUUUAACAAAAUUUCGCUGACAAUUGCAUUUUGUUGUCGGUCAGUUCAUUUUAUUCCAUUGCUUUCGAGCUUUCUAGGUGAAUGUUAUGCUUUUAGUUCCGUGUAAGUUUUUCGGCUUUCAUCAAAUAAAUAAAUAUGCUCCAAAAAGUGUUCAA
This is a messenger RNA of Anastrepha ludens (Mexican fruit fly), 901 nucleotides long. RefSeq lists its product as uncharacterized. The record is from RefSeq and is a predicted model, not a curated record. Lineage: Eukaryota; Metazoa; Arthropoda; Insecta; Diptera; Tephritidae. Gene Ontology annotation, biological process: mitochondrial electron transport, NADH to ubiquinone. Bases 63 to 551 code for a protein of 162 amino acids. The transcript is spliced from 4 exons.